AUGAGCGACCUCGCCGCGACCGCCAUCAUGGCCCUCGACAUCCUCCUGCGCCACAGCAUGUUCCGCCGCGACGACUUUAUCCCUGGCGCCGGCGGCCGCAAGUUCCUCAGCAAGCUCCAGGUCACGCCCCUCGGCGAGGGUGGGCAGCUCCUCGCCGGCCUGUUCCAGCGCGUCCCUCUCCCUAUCCGCACGCGUCGGUCCGCCCCACCGCAAUCGGCAUGGUCCUCAACGCCGACACGGCCUUCUCGCCCUACAUCGUCACGGGCAAGGUCCUCGAGGUCGCCAACGCCAUCCUCGGCCGCGGCUCGUCGUCGGGUCCGGCCGGCCGCGAUCGGCAUGGUCCUCAACGCCGACACGGCCUUCUCGCCCUACAUCGUCACGGGCAAGGUCCUCGAGGUCGCCAACGCCAUCCUCGGCCGCGGCUCGUCGUCGGGUCCGGCCGGCCGCGGUGGUCGCGGCGGCGCGAGGGGCGGUCGUGGCGGCGGCAGGGGCGGCGGCGGGUUCGGCGGCUCGGGCGGCCCUCCUGUCGCGACGCCGUUCACCGAUGCCGAGCUGCACCAGCUCAAGCGCAAGCUCAAGGGCGCCAAGGUGCGCGUCACGCACCGCGCCGACCGCCACAUCUUUGCCAUCGUCGGCUUUGGCCAGCCCGCCGGCCGCCACCAGGUGUCGAUCGCCGACCGCUCCAAGAAGGGCCCCAAGGGCGCGCCCAAGACGACGGCCAAGGAGGCGGCCCAGCUCGCCGCCAAGGGCGAGCCGCUGCCCGAGCGCGAGAAGACGCCGGUCCAGUCGACGACGAUGACGGUCGCCGACUACUUCCUCAAGACCUACAAGAAGAACGUCGACAAGGCGCUCCAGUGCGUCGAGCUGCGCGGCGGCAUGUUCGUCCCGAUCGACUGCCUCGAGCUCGUGCACGGCACCGUCAUCCCGCCGACCAAGCUCACGGCCAACCAGGCGGCCAACAUGAUCAACGUCUCGGCCAAGCCGCCCGCCGAGCGCCGCGCCGCCAUCGAGGCCAUCCGCAAGGACGCCGACUUUGGCCCGACGUCGAGCGCCGCCGCGUGGGGCCUCGAGGUCGACGCCCAGAUGCUCAAGCUCACGGGCCGCGUCCUGCCGCCGCCCCAGGUCAUGUACCACGCCUCGUCGCAGAAGGCCAAGCCGUCGGUCGCGUUCGGCGCGUGGAACCUCACGGCGUCCAAGUUCCUCGUUCCCGGCGCCGCGCUCCAGCACUGGGGCAUCGUCGUCUACGCGCCGCCGAACCAGGCGCCGCCGCAGGCCCAGAUCAAGUGGUUCUUCGACCUCCUGAUGAAGCAGGCCAAGCUGCGCGGCAUGCGCAUCACGGACGACACGCCCAAGACGCUCCAGUACUGGGACGGGCGCGAGGACCUCGUCUCGCCGUUCAAGAAGGCCUGCAACGCCAUCAUCAUGAACAACCCCAAGAACCCCAAGGGCGUCCCGCCGCAGAUGGUCUUCUGCCUGCUCGCCGACCCGAAGAAGUACGACGAGAUCAAGCGCAAGGCGGCGUUCGACCUGCCCGUCGCCGUCCCGACCCAGGUCCUCCUCAUCAAGAAGGCGUUCAACGAGCGCGGCGUCGACCAGUACUGCGGCAACGUCUGCCUCAAGCUCAACGCCAAGCUCGGCGGCGUCAACUCGACCAUCGCGCCGGGCGACCUUCCCGGCUUCACGGCGGGCAAGACGCUCAUCCUCGGCGCCGACGUCACGCACCCGACCGGCUUCGGCACCCCGCUCGCCGGCAGCGACGACGUCGCGCCCUCGAUUGCCGCCGUCGUCGGCGCCGUCGACUCGGCCGACAUGCAGUACGCGGCGCAGGUGCGCGAGCAGGCGGGCCGCAAGGAGUUCAUCACCGACCUCGAGGACAUGUGCGUCCAGCUCGUCAAGAAGUACCUCGUCAACGCCAAGGGCGUCAAGCCGACCAAGAUCAUCUUCUUCCGCGACGGCGUCUCGGAAGGCCAGUUCGCGCCGGUCGUGCACGAGGAGGUGACGCAGCUCAAAGCGCGCGUUCAGGGCGAUCGACCCCAAGUGGAACCCGGCGCUCACGUUCGUCGUGUGCCAGAAGCGCCACCACGUGCGCUUCUUUGCCGCCAACGCGGGCGACGGCGACCGCACGGGCAACCUGCCUCCUGGCCUCGUCGUCGACUCGACCGUGACGCACCCGUACGCGUUCGACUGGUACGGCCAGGCGCACUGCGGCCUCAAGGGCACGGCCAAGCCGACCCGGUACAUUGUCCUCCUCGACGAGUCGGCGCACACGUCCGACCAGCUGCAGAAGCUCGUCAACUCGCUCUGCUUCUCGUUCGCCCGCGCCACGCGCUCCGUCUCGCUCGUCCCGGUUGCCUACUACGCCGACAUCGUCGCCGCCAAGGCCCGCUCGUUCGUCACCGACGACGACGCGUCGACCGUCUCGUCCGGGUCGUCCAAGGCUCGCCAGCGCGGCCCCAAGGGCAUCCAGGACAAGCUCGACCGCGUGUUCAAGACCGAGAUGCCCCUCGGGCAGACCAUGUGGUUCAUCUGAACCCCGUCGUCGUCGUCGUCGGGCUUGAGGAGGAGGUCGUCGGGCUUGAGCAGGAGGAGGUCGUCGUCGCGCUUUCAUCGUUCCCAAGUGCCGUGCUUUUCGUUGUAGUCUUUCUCGCAACCUCGUUCCUCUCUCA
Molecule: messenger RNA, 2666 nt
Organism: Rhodotorula graminis WP1
Lineage: Eukaryota; Fungi; Basidiomycota; Microbotryomycetes; Sporidiobolales; Sporidiobolaceae
Exons: 12
Molecular function (GO): nucleic acid binding; protein binding
Source: RefSeq, a predicted model, not a curated record